Paramecium octaurelia is the source of this 279-nucleotide messenger RNA. The record is from the annotation of a GenBank genome assembly. NCBI's taxonomy places the organism in Eukaryota, Ciliophora, Oligohymenophorea, Peniculida, Parameciidae.
AUGGGGAACGAUAUGCAAAGAGUAUAACAAUUAGGGGAUAGUAUAAGAUAGUUGCGAGAAGAUAUGGAUGCAUUAUCCAAAAUUGCACCUUAGGUUGAAAAGAUGGUUGCAUUGGCAGGCACCUUAGAGUCUACAACUAAAAAUGUAAUUUAGACUUUUAAGUAUAAGAUUAAUGAGAACAUAGCUAAAGUGAACAAAACAGUUUCAGAUGUUGAAGACAAGUCAAAAAAAGUAAAGGAAUUGAUGGAUAAAGUACCUGCAGGCAUGAAAUUUUUUUGA